Molecule: messenger RNA, 1835 nt
Organism: Ornithodoros turicata
Lineage: Eukaryota; Metazoa; Arthropoda; Arachnida; Ixodida; Argasidae
Product: beta,beta-carotene 15,15'-dioxygenase-like
Exons: 1
Coding region: 109-1725 (538 amino acids)
Biological process (GO): carotene catabolic process; retinal metabolic process
Molecular function (GO): beta-carotene 15,15'-dioxygenase activity; carotenoid dioxygenase activity
Source: RefSeq, a predicted model, not a curated record
CUCGAAUUUUCUUCUCACCCUCUGACAUACAUCACGCAUACAGAGAGGGCGUUGAUUUCACUAUCUCGCACGUGGCGGUGCGGGCGUCGCCUUGAACGCACUGUGUAUAUGCUGUGCGUUGACAGUGUUUCCCUAGUUUCUGCAGCGAUGGCAGAGAGGGCGAACAAGAUUCAAAACGACGACGUCGCUUCGAACUUCGCGCGGACCUUUCUCCGCUCAUGUCAGGAUGAAAUACCGACACCUAUCCGAGGAAAAACAACCGGCAGUAUUCCCUCUUGGCUUCGUGGCUGCCUUCUGCGAAAUGGACCGGGCAUGCUAGAUGUCGGUCCAGACCGCUACAAUCAUGUGUUUGAUGGCCUAGCGAUGCUUCAGAGGUUCGCUAUUGAUGACGAUGGUAUAACUUAUCAAACCAAAUUCUUGAGAAGUGAAGCGUACGUGAAGAAUACGCGGGCUAAUCGUAUCGUCGUCAGCGAGUUUUGUACGGCAGGACACACAGAUCCAUGUGCCAGCAUCUUCCAGAGGAUGUCGUCCUUUUUCGUGCCUGGUUUCUCGGACAAUGCCCUCAUCAACGUUAUGCCCAUAGGUGACUGGUACUACGCCAUGACAGAGACCCCGUACCUGCACAGGAUUGAUCCAGCCAAUUUGGAUACAUUGACACGCUUUGAUUUGCGUCAAGUUGUAGCCGUGAACACUGCAACGGCACAUCCGCUUAUCGAUCCUACUGAUGGAGCAACGUACAAUGUUGGAAGCUCAAAGGGCGGCUACGCCGUAGUCAAGUUUCCCCCAGGUGAGUCUUCGAUAGGCCGUGCUGAACUCGUAGCGACGGUUCCCUUACGUCGAAGGACGCAUCUAGGAUAUAUUCAUAGCUUUGGCCUUACGGAACACUACAUUAUAAUCCUGGAACAGUCACUGACUGUCAACGUUCUAAAGCUCGUGCUUGCACCUGUACGUUCGCAGACUUACUCCCAAUGUUUUGAGUAUGAUCCGGACCUGCUGGUCUGUUUCCACGUCGUAGAGAAAGAAACUGGGAAACAGUUGGAGACGAAAUAUGUCACGGAAUCUUUUUUUAUAUUUCAUCACAUCAACGCUUAUGAGAAGGACAAUCACAUUGUCGUCGACCUGUGUUGCCAUAAAGACGACAGUGUAUUUCCAACGCUUAGCACCGAUGUGUCUGAGAGACCAACUACGCCCCUACUUGCCACUCCAAGGCGGUACGUUCUACCGCUGCAACCCGACAACACGGCGAAAGAAGGCGGAGCGAACAUGGUAGGCCUCCCGGACACUACUGCUACCGCAACUUCCAGAGAAGAUGGGACAGUCUACUUAAGGCACGAGGACCUUGGACCACAAGAGUACCCCUUCUUUUGUGAGAUGCCACGGAUAAACGAUCUGUACGUCGGGAAGUCGUACCGCUACUUUUAUAUUGUAGCGGAAUGGGAAGGGUCCGAAACGGCGUUGAUGAAAGUGGACCUUGAGAAGAAGGCACGUCGGACGUACAGCAUACAAGGGUGGACGGCCACAGAACCUCUGUUUGUUCCUAGACUUGGUGCUUCCUCUGAAGAUGACGGUAUUGUGUUGUCGGUGUUCCUGAACACCGCGGAAGAGCAAAUGGUGACGUUGGUGAUCCUAGAUGCUGAGAACUUUGAAGAACUGGCGAAGGCAGAGUUUGUGACACCUGUAGUUGUUCCUUCCUCGUUUCAUGGAUGGUUUGAUGGCAUCGAAUAAUAUUUUGUUGUAUUCCGUUAAAAUAGGUUAUAAUGAACUAUUGUCAUUGAUCCAUGUUGCACGCUUGCCAAAUAAAGAAAAGUUGAAUAAAUGUCUGAUAAAUAAUGCCA